Effrenium voratum is the source of this 1024-nucleotide messenger RNA. The record is from the annotation of a GenBank genome assembly. Lineage: Eukaryota; Dinophyceae; Suessiales; Symbiodiniaceae.
GGUGCUUCGCCGCUGAGCUUUUGCGUGUGAGCUUUUACUCCCAGCCUCUCAGGGUGACCGCCUUGUGAAGAUGGGGAACACUGCGCAGUGCCGAUGCAGCGAGAAGGAUGAGGAACACGACGUGGAUGGCGACGUCCUGGGCAACGCUACGGUUUUCCUGAACGUUUAUGACCUGAACGACGAGUGGCUGUCAAGCAACCAGAUCUCAAAUGACAUUCUGAACAUUGGAGGUGCCUUUCAUGCAGCUGUGGAGGUGCAUGGCAAGGAGUGGUCCUUCGGCGAAGAUGGCAUCACCUGCCAGGCCCCCAGAAGCCAUGAAACGCACGUCUACCGCAUGUCCAUCCCAAUGGGGAGCACUUGCUAUGCAGAAGCGGAGGUGGUGCGAUUUAUGGACGCCGUCAUGAGGAAACAAUGGCAAGGUGGUGAGUACGACAUGUUCGAGAGGAACUGUUGCAGUUUCUCAGAGGCGUUGUGCCAACACCUCGUCGGCCGGGAGCUCCCGGGCUGGGUGACCCGCUUCCCGCGGCUCGCCUCCACCGCCACGAGAAGUGUCAACCACUUGGUCGCCCUGGCGGAGUCUUUGGCCGCCGACCAGCUUGACGAAAAGCUGGAUUGCGUGACCGGCAAGCGCUCGAACGAUUUCUUGUUGGAUGCCGAGGACAUGUCGUGCCGGGACCAGUUCACAGAAGAGGAGGUUGCCUUUGACGACGAUUUGCAACCAAAAGGGCAGACGCCGAUUUGUCGAGUGCACAGCGUGAUCUCGCGAGGGACCAUGGUCUCAGAGGACCCUUCUGAAUAUCCUUUGGCCUCCGGUUGCGCGUUGACGAUGCUGAGAACAAGAUGCACGCACUUGGUCUCUGCUGUAGCUGUUGCUUAAUGUGACCUCCAGCGUUCGGGGAAUGCCCGCGCUUCAGUGCAGAAUUUAUGUUGGCUUGAAUUUAUGUGCAUGGAGCCGGUUAGGUUGAGCAUCACGCGUCCGUUUCCGCUGCUUAACGUCAGGUGAAUGAUGUGGCGUUCGGGUUGU